This is a messenger RNA of Hibiscus syriacus, 1598 nucleotides long. RefSeq lists its product as uncharacterized. Gene Ontology annotation, biological process: regulation of DNA-templated transcription. The coding region runs from base 136 to 1281 and encodes 381 amino acids. NCBI's taxonomy places the organism in Eukaryota, Viridiplantae, Streptophyta, Magnoliopsida, Malvales, Malvaceae. Gene Ontology annotation, molecular function: transcription coregulator activity. The record is from RefSeq and is a predicted model, not a curated record. The transcript has 5 exons.
CCCCAGAGAGCGUUAAGCUACAGACAACUUUCUCUACACAGCUCCUGCCAUUGUUUCACUUUGAAGGAGCACUCAAAAAAAAAAAAAAAAACCCUUUUGGCUCUCUUAUUCUUCUAUCAAGAACCGCCAUUGAAGAUGCCUAGACCAGGUCCAAGACCUUAUGUUUGUGAGAGAAGAGCUUGGCAUAGUGAUAGGCACCAACCCAUGCGUGGUUCCCUCAUUCAAGAAAUUUUCAGAGUUGUAAAAGAGAUUCAUAGCUCUGCAACUAAGAAGAACAAGGAAUGGCAAGAGAAGCUCCCUGUUGUUGUUUUAAAAGCUGAAGAAAUAAUGUAUUCCAAAGCUAAUUCCGAGGUUGAGUACAUGGACCUUAAGACUCUGCGGGAUCGAGCAAGUGAUGCCAUUAACACAAUCAUUAGGCGUGAUGAGAGUACUGAAACUGGAGAGCUUCUUCAACCUUGUAUUGAAGCUGCUCUGCAUUUGGGCUGCACACCGAGAAGAACCUCGAGGAGCCAACGAAAUAGUAACCUGAGGUGUUACCUUGAGCCGGAAACUCGGGAAGUCGACAACGUUGCUCGAGGAAAUGUCACAGUGAACUCACAUUGCAUGGCUGGUUAUUCCGGCUUCAUGAAACCGACAACAAUGAAUGUGACUCUUUUUAACGGCGCCCAUAACAAGUUCCUUUUUUCAUCUGAGAAUGGUUCCCUUCCUAGAAACAACCCAUGCUUACCUAUAGAGAAGUAUCCUCCUAAUUUAUAUUCGGUUUUUCCUCUAUUUUACGGAAACCACCGUAGAUUUGAGGAGCCGCAGCAUGCUCUCGGAGUCUUCCCGAAGCUAAUUUCUAAUACAGUAGCACCUGCUAAGACUGGUUACAUUCAAAACCAACUGUUUUCUGAUGCGGACUCUUUGAAUAAGAUGAACCAAACAGAUUUAGCAAAUGCUUCCAAUAACCCACAUGAAUUUGCCUGUGAUCUAUCGUUGCGAUUGGGCCCUCUUUCAACACCUUGCUUUAGUGUUCGAAAUGGUCAACCUCUGGAAAUAAGAAAAAACGGUUCCACCUUUCCGGAGACAAACAAGUUCAGUAACAAAAGUUUCUCUUCCUUUCUUAGGAGCAAAGGAGAUGAUCCCUUGAACUCAUCUUCAAACAAACGGAGCACUGAAGGUGAACGCUCGAAUGAAGAUGCAUCAACGAGAAAGCGAAAGACGAUAUAUGGUCCGGCAGCUGAUCAACAAUUUCAUUUGCCAUCGAUGCUUCCAUACAGUCCUACACUUGAAGACCCUUAACGUGGUCUAGUGUGUUGAAAUGUUUGCAAGAAUGUAAGGUGUAAAUAUUUGAGUGAAGUUUCAAUUAGAUGAGCUAAUCCUUUUGACCUGCAUGCUGGCUGUUGGUGAAAGUUGGACCUUGGUGCCUGGAAGACCUCUAAUGAUUCAACCAACUGAGUCAUCCCAUGUCGGCCGACACUCGAAAACUGCAAAGUGGAAAAGCAUAGGCUAUUUGGAACUGUUAUUUAGAUAACUUAGCCAUAGGCUAAUUGUUUCCUUAGUUGUAGUUGUGAGUUGUGACACUUAGACUUUUAACUUUAUGUUAAUAUAUUAUCCGU